This is a messenger RNA of Anopheles moucheti, 927 nucleotides long. RefSeq lists its product as uncharacterized. The record is from RefSeq and is a predicted model, not a curated record. Lineage: Eukaryota; Metazoa; Arthropoda; Insecta; Diptera; Culicidae. The transcript is spliced from 2 exons. The coding region runs from base 1 to 927 and encodes 308 amino acids.
AUGGAAAUUGGUGAUACGAACAGUACUGACGCAUUUGCGGACGCCGACCCGCGUCGGUUGUCCCAAAAUCGUAUCAACGGUGCAGCGAUCCAGCCUAACGCGCAAGGCGUUUUCGUACCGCAAGAUACGGCGUUCCAAGCCCAGCGAGACGGACCGUCGGGUCAACGUACGGCGUACAUCCAGCAGCCAUCGCAACCACCAGCAGCGUCGCCAUCGCAGUUCGGCGCGUCCCCAGCCAUGAUGACCAGCCCGGACAACGCAACGAUUGUGCAAAUGCUGAAUUUAAUUCAGCAACAAAUGGCCCAGCAGCAACAAUUUGUUAACGAAUUUUUGCAUCAGCGGUUGCUACAUCAAAACGUCGCACCACCCAGUCUGCAUCCAGAACAAAUAAUCGAUUCGCUUUCUCGUCACAUUGCAGAAUUCCGAUACGAGAAAGAGGCAGGAAUCACAUUUAAACAAUGGUACGCGAGGUAUGCUGAUCUAUUUCAGAACGACACCGCGCGAAUCGAUGCCCCUGCCAAGGUUCGAUUGAUGUUGCGGAAACUGGGAACGGCCGAGCACGAUCGGUUCCUGUCCUUCAUCCUGCCCCAUCGUCCGUCUGACUUCUCGUUUGAGGAAACAGUGGAGAAACUGUCAGCGCUUUUCGACGACCAGGAAACUCUGCUCAGCAAGCGUUUUAAAUGCCUCCAGAUAACCAAGAAGCGGACGGAGGACCACUUGGUCUACGCAUGUCGUAUCAACAAAUCUUCGGUGGAUUUUGAGCUUGGCAAGCUCACCGAAGAGGAUUUCAAGUGUUUGUUGUUCGUGUGUGGCCUGAGGGACGAGGGCGAAGCUGACCUUAGAACGCGACUUCUGGCCCGUAUUGAGGAUCGAACCUGCACUUCCCUUCAGCAGCUGUCCACCGAGUGUCACCGAUACGCCACCUAA